GUCCCCAUGACACUGCAUGUGGAUGAAGAUAGGUGGUAGUAAAGUCAGGAAUCAAAAAAGCAGAGGAGAGUAGGAGCUCACUCACCUACAGCAUAGAGGUGCUUCAGCCGAGUUAGUGCUUGAAGAGCAACUUUUUUUUUUUUUUUUUUUUUUUCUUCUUCUUUCUUUUGCAAUCAUCGCUUGCUUGACAGGCCCAGACGGAAUUACAUCACUUCCUAAAACCCAUCAAAGAGAGUCCAUCUCCUGAAGAAAUGCAGCUCAGAUGCACCCCGGCAGGAAACAGGAAAUGUAAAUGUUCGGGUGCAGCAGGGAGCCAGCCGAAGCACCCCUCGGGUGGGAGCGCCGCCAGGGCGACAUGCGAAAGCAAAACCUCAUCGCGCUGCUUUCUGCCCUGUCGCUGGCCGGAGGAUCUGCUGGGAACAGUGAGCUCUGAAAAUGACGGUUCAGGAGAUGGAUCGCCAAUAUUACCCACGACUGCAGUAACGCCUCUUCCUGCCACGCGUCCCUCGGCCGCGGAUGACCACGAGCCAGCACUUGUCACCUCAAGCGCUACUGAAAGCGGCUUCGAAACAAAAAGUACUACAAGUACUGAAUUGAAUGUUGUGAACAAUCAGGACAGCCUAGAAGCAGCAGAACAGUCUAUCUUGAUAUACGUUGUCCCCCUUGUGCUGCUGGUCCUGCUGAUUUUGCCGAUCAUAUUUUUUGUAAUACAUCAUAAAAGGAAAAAGUCUAAGCAAGAUGAGCUGGGAAGCGAAAAUGUGAAAAGUCCUAUUUUUGAAGAAGACACGCCCUCUGUUAUGGAAAUAGAAAUGGAAGAGCUUGAUAAAUGGAUGAACAGCAUGAACAAAAAUGCUGACUGUGAAUGUUUGCCUACUGUAAGAGAAGAAGAAAAAGAAUCAGUUGCCAACCCAAGUGAUGGUGAAUCAUGAAGUCAAAACAGCAAAGAACUGGUUAAAGGGAAGCAGCGCACAAGCAGAUGAUCUUCCAGAUAUUGGAUGAACUGGAUUUAAAUAUAAUUAAUUUCAAAAGGCCAGAGAAGCAAAUGCUUUUGUUGCGUCCUGCUACAUACAGCCUUCAGAAAGGAAACAAAGUGAAGAAAAAAAAAAAAAAAAAAAAAAGGAAAAGGACUAUAGUAAGAUUAGGGGCUGAUUUGAAUUCCUUCUGCAAUGAGAUUCAUCACAAAUGAAGAUAAGCCUCUUCUCCCCAUGCCUCCUUCCCUCCCCCCCAAAAAAAGAAAAGUUCUCAAAAUAGUCCAUGUUUCUGUCUAGUUCUUCAGUUGUCUAUUGUUCAGGACCAUUUCUGAUCAAAGUUUGGUGGGUUUCUUCAUUUUUUGUGGGUAGCUUUUUUUAAAAAAUAGCAUCAGUAAUUCUCGACUACCCUGGUUUGAUGGGUGUGAAGCUCAUGUCUACGCAAUGUUUGGUUUUCAAUUUGCUUUUUGGUAACAGUGUACUGAUUUGCACAGGACUUCUGCUGGGAAGGUACCAGACUAGGACUGACAGACCAGCUCUGAGGUCAGAGCAGCUGAAAAGCCUCUCAAAGGACUUAACAGAGGCACCUGCAGCCCAGUGAGGGCAUAGUCUUUGUAACAUGCUGUUUGGUUUUCAAAUUAAAGGCAUUGUAGAAGUGAAAAUA
Tyto alba (common barn owl) is the source of this 1632-nucleotide messenger RNA. It is a transcript of the gene TMEM154, whose product is annotated as transmembrane protein 154. Lineage: Eukaryota; Metazoa; Chordata; Aves; Strigiformes; Tytonidae. Bases 252 to 929 code for a protein of 225 amino acids. The record is from RefSeq and is a predicted model, not a curated record. The transcript has 6 exons.